Nerophis ophidion (straightnose pipefish) is the source of this 2362-nucleotide messenger RNA. Its product is annotated as zinc finger protein GLIS2-like. The transcript has 7 exons. NCBI's taxonomy places the organism in Eukaryota, Metazoa, Chordata, Actinopteri, Syngnathiformes, Syngnathidae. Gene Ontology annotation, molecular function: DNA-binding transcription factor activity, RNA polymerase II-specific; RNA polymerase II cis-regulatory region sequence-specific DNA binding. Gene Ontology annotation, biological process: smoothened signaling pathway; regulation of transcription by RNA polymerase II. Gene Ontology annotation, cellular component: nucleus. Bases 410 to 1876 code for a protein of 488 amino acids. The record is from RefSeq and is a predicted model, not a curated record.
CCUACACGCUCAGUUGACCAGCGUCGCAACUGAGCGUCGCUCCUCCGCGGGGAAGAUACUCUUUUUUAAAUUCUUCUCCUCCUCACCUGGCUUUUUUUUCAUCGGCAAUGACUUUGGCUUCUUUGACUUAAAUCAUCUCCUGGACAAGGUUUUCUUUCGUGAAAACUCCUCGCUUAAGUAGUAUUUCUCAUCAUCAACGAGUCCUCCGCGGAAGGAUCUGCUUUUUUCUCCUUACCUUUAAAAAAAUAAAUAUAUCCACGACGAUGAUGAUGAUAAAGAUGAUGGAAAUGGGACAAGAUCACGUUUGAUUUUGGUGUUUGCUGUCGUGUCGUUGGAAGCAUCUUCAGAGGAGGCUGUCUGCUAGGAGAAGCUGACGUUUUGGAGCAGUGUCGCGGACAUCGAAGGCGACAUGCUCUCCUCGGACGAGCCGCUGGACCUGAAGCUUCCCUCCGGGAGGACGCGUUGUCCCCUCAGACUGGGGAAGAGGACGUCAUCCUCCAUCUGCGCGCCCCUCAGCGCCACACGCCCUCGUCUUAUCUACACCACUUUCCCGUCCCCGCCGUCGUCCCCAGAUUCCCAGUCCACCUGCCAUGAGCGACCCGGGUCCUGCUUCACUCCUCCAGCCAUGGACCUCAGCCUGUCCCCUUCGUCCCGACACGCAUCCUCUCUCUCCCCUUCUCCCUCCUCCCCGUCCCUCUCAUCCCCUCCGUCCCCUGCAGAGUCCCCCUACAGCAUCAGCAGACCACACUCCCUCUCACGGGAAGCAGCACAUCAUAGAGGAAUGGAGGGCGACUCGUCACCUCAGCGUUAUCCUUUCUAUCUGCCAAUGGCGAGCCCGCCGGCAGGUUACAGCUUUCCUUCCUCUUUACUGAUUGGUCAGAAGAGAGGGAUGCAAGUUUCACCUGAGCCCUCAUUGGACGCUCAGCUCACCUGCCGCUGGAUGAAGUGCCACCUGCUGUUUGAGUCGCUGCAGGACCUGGUGGACCACAUCAACGACUCCCACGUCAAGCCCGAAAAGGAUUCCGGUUAUUGUUGCAAGUGGGAGGGCUGCGCUCGCAAUGGGCGGGGCUUCAACGCCAGGUAUAAAAUGCUGAUUCACAUCCGCACACACACCAACGAGAAACCCCACCAUUGUCCCACCUGUAACAAGAGUUUCUCCCGCCUGGAGAACCUGAAGAUCCACACCCGCUCGCACACAGGUGAGAAACCAUACGUCUGUCCGUACGAGGGCUGCAGCAAGCGAUACUCCAACUCCAGCGACCGCUUCAAGCACACCCGCACACAUUACGUGGACAAGCCGUACUGUUGCAAGAUGGCGGGAUGCCUGAAGCGUUACACCGAUCCCAGCUCGCUACGCAAGCACAUCAAAGCCCACGGGCACUUUGUCAGCCAAGAGCAGAGCGUCCCCAGCAGGCCGGGGCCGGGUGCUCGUCACAGUGGUCAGUGUGCGAUGGAUCCUCCCUCCGCAGGAAGAGGGCAGGUCAUCCUUCCCGGGACAUCGGCAGCGGCCCUCCUGGGGGGUCUGGGGACAUCGCUGCCUAUGUCGGUACUUUGCCACCCUCGCGCUCCGCUCUUCUCCGUGGGGGGAAGGGCAGCCAUGGGCCCGCUCGGACUCGCUGACUCGCCUCUUUUCCACUUCGGACUUACAGCGGCGUCCAUGUUGGGGUUGGGCGCUCUGGGAAGGGUGGGGUGCACAAGCGACCGGGGGCAAAACGGCGAGGCCGAUGAGGCUGAGGCCGACAGGGCGAGGGAGAGGGAGAGGGAGGGGGAGGUUCUGAACCUGUCUGCAGUGGUGGGGCCAGGACGGAGGGAUUCUCUGUCCUGGGUGGUCGUCCCCCCUAGAGCGCUCCUGCUUAAACCAACCGUGGUCAGCUAGAGUGGGUCCCUGAAGGUGGUCUUGAGGGGCAUUUUUACAUUAUAUUUAAUGAUCAACCCACAAGUAUAAUUCCAAGUCAAAAUUGAACUGCCCAAAAAGGGUUCACUUUUUACAAUUUGUAACAUUUUGAUAUAAAUGUGUGACCGAUCCUGAAGCCAUACUAGGUGACCACUGAAUGAGUCAUAAAUGAAAUGUUUGUUUAGGACGUCUGCAGCCAUUAGGGGUCAAAGGGCGCUACAAACAAAACAAGCCGGUCAGUUUUUGAUGUUAAAAGUUGCACUUUAUCCCAUUAGAAACAAACAAAACAGAAAAAGUCCUUUAUUUUGUCUCCUAUGUACAUUCACCACGUUAUACAGUGGGGCAAAAAAGUAUUUAGUCAUCCACCGGUUGUGCAAGUUCUCCCACUUAAAAUGAUGACAGAGGUCUGUAAUUUUCAUCAUAGGUACACUUCAACUGUGAGAGACGGAAUGUGAAAAAAAAUCCAGG